Messenger RNA from Pieris napi, 7447 nucleotides. Its product is annotated as zinc finger protein OZF-like. The transcript has 21 exons. The coding region runs from base 829 to 3099 and encodes 756 amino acids. Gene Ontology annotation, molecular function: RNA polymerase II cis-regulatory region sequence-specific DNA binding; DNA-binding transcription activator activity, RNA polymerase II-specific. Lineage: Eukaryota; Metazoa; Arthropoda; Insecta; Lepidoptera; Pieridae. Gene Ontology annotation, biological process: regulation of immune system process; negative regulation of transcription by RNA polymerase II; regulation of cytokine production. The record is from RefSeq and is a predicted model, not a curated record. Gene Ontology annotation, cellular component: nucleus.
GUACGUAGUCGAGCACGUUUAUAAAAAUAAGAUACUUAAAUUAAUUUAAAUCUUAGUACAUAUAUUAUUUUAUACAAGAAAAUUGGCUACAUCUAUAAUACAAAACCAUUUAUUAUCGAAGUUUUCAAGUCCUACUUCCUUAUAAAACACUUGAAAUGGAAAAAAAUGAAAGUGAAAAGCCGGUAAAGCUAAUGCGAUUCAAACGAUACCAUUGUCAUACGUGUGGUAUUUUUACAAACUCCGCUAAUCAAUAUACACAACAUUUGGAAGGAAUCCGGCAUAAACAGCGACUAAUAAGCAAAUCUGCGGAGAGCGACACAAACUGGGUUGGUUCUGAUGAUGGUUUCAAUUCCGGUUUUUACAUUCCUGCCUUGCUCAUUACUUUAUUUACUGCCUUUACGUUCUUCUAUAUUUGUGAGAUGUUAUUGGGUAACUGUAAAUAAUUAUAAUAAAGUAUCUCAUUAACGACGUCUUAAAUUUCGCGCCAUAAUUUUAAUUGGUGGAGAAGUCGUCCCCAAGCGUUCACGGCUUCUAUGCGCACGAACGAACGCGCAGAACAAUGAGGUAGCAGCCAUUUUAUGUCGCUGGCUAAGAAAAACAUAAUUCGAAUGGCCAAUCUUAUCGGAAUUGUGUAAUUAGUGUUCUAAUUUAUGUGUUUCUGCACACGCCACUUUUGUUAGACGUUUCUUCAUAUAAGUUGGGGCAGGGUAGCCGCGAUGGGGUGCAGCAGGCACCAUUAGCUUUCCAGCGCAUUGGGGCGUGGGGGGCGUGGCACGGGGCGUGGGCGUCCCCGUGCCGCCCCCCGGCGACCUCCUGGCCACCAUCUCCAUGUUCGAGCAGCAGAUCAAAGCUGAGCCUAUGAAUUUCUACACAUCACAUUCACAUAUAAACACCGGUCCGCCUACAAUAGUCCGUUCAGAUUCACAUGGCAUCAUUAUGAACCAGCAUCUUCCACAAGAGGACUCCAAAGACAGCCUCAUACAACACCAAGUACACCAACAGGAGCUGCUGGAACAGCACCAACAGGAUAUGCAACAUGAACAGGAUGAUGAUGAUGUUGAUAAUCUAAGUUUCAAAGGUAUGGAUGAUGAAGGCGUUGAAAUGGACAUGGACGGACGGCAAUGCUCUCAGGGUAUGGGUGUCGAUUUGGGAUCGGUUCAGACGAAGAUGGAAGUGUCUAACGGUCAAGGUGUGCCACGAUCUAAACCUCAAGCUUGUAAGGUUUGCGGCAAAGUGUUGUCAUCAGCGUCUUCGUAUUAUGUCCACAUGAAACUACACUCGGGCAACAAACCUUUUCAGUGCACGGUAUGCGACGCAGCGUUCUGCCGCAAGCCAUACUUAGAAGUGCAUAUGCGCACGCACACAGGAGAAAGACCUUUCCAAUGCGAUCUAUGUCUCAAGAGAUUCACGCAGAAGUCCAGCCUCAAUACGCACAAACGUGUACACACCGAUGAGCACCUUCGCGCGUUGAUGGUGAAGGAGCGGCCCUACAAGUGUGACCUCUGUCAGAUGCGCUUCACGCAGAGCUCCAGCCUCAACCGCCACAAGAAAAUACACACGGAGGAGCACAGACGAGCCCUGUUAGAGAAAGUGCGGCCGUACCAGUGCCACAUCUGUUUUAUGCGCUUCACUCAGAAGUCCAGCCUUGGCCGACAUGGAAAGAUACACACGGAGGAGCACAUCCAAUCGCUGAUCAACAAAGUGCGCCCCUAUCAAUGCGACAUCUGUGACAAGCGCUUCACUCAGAAGUCCAGCCUGGGCACUCAUAAACGUAUACACACCGGCGAGCGGCCCUUCCAGUGCACCGUCUGCCUCAAGUCCUUCACGCAGAAGUGCGCGCUCAAUUUGCACGAAAAAAUACAUACGGUGCAAGGGCGUCCAUUCGCGUGCGGGCUUUGCCCGGCGGCGUUCGCCCGUCGCCCCUACCUGGACAUUCACAUGCGCACGCAUACAGGCGAGCGGCCCUAUCAGUGCGACGCGUGUCUGAAGCGCUUCACGCAGAAGUCCAGCCUCAAUAUCCAUAGACGGACGCACACAGUCCAGGGCAGACCGUUCCAGUGCCUGUCGUGUCCCGCGGCCUUCACCUGCAAGCAAUACCUGGAGAUUCACACGCGGACGCACACGGGUGAGCGGCCGUAUCAGUGCGACAUCUGCCUGAAGCGCUUCACGCAGAAGUCGAGUCUCAACAUUCACAAGCGGACGCACUCAGACCGGCAUACAGUGCAGGGCCGGCCCUUCCAGUGUCUGCAGUGUCCGGCGGCCUUCACUUGCAAGCAGUACCUUGAGAUCCACAAUCGCACGCACACGGGCGAGCGGCCCUACCAGUGCGACGUGUGCCUCAAGAGAUUCGCGCAAAAGUCUACGCUGAACAUACACAAAAGAACGCACACGGUGCAAGGGCGGCCGUAUCAGUGCAUGGAGUGCCCGGCGGCGUUCACUUGCAAGCCCUACCUGGAAAUACACAUGCGCACGCACACAGGCGAGCGGCCCUUCGAGUGCGAUGUCUGUUACAAACGCUUCACGCAGAAAUCUACCCUCAACAUUCACAAGCGCAUUCAUACCGGGGAACGCCCCUACGCAUGUGAUAUAUGUCAGAAAAGAUUCGCUGUGAAGAGUUAUGUUACGGCUCACAGGUGGUCUCACGUAGCGGACAAGCCGCUAAGUUGCGAGCGUUGUUCAAUGACAUUCACGUCCAAGUCUCAAUUCGCGUUGCACAUUCGUACGCACGCGGCCGGACCUUGCUACGAGUGUAGCGUGUGCGGUCGCACGUUUGUACGGGACAGCUAUCUUAUACGUCAUCACAAUCGCGUGCACCGCGACAGCCACAGUAAUAUGUCUGCUAAUAGUGGCGUCAUAAGCAACGCUGGUGGGGCUGGAAAUUCCGGCAACUAUGACUCGCCAGGCGUCUGCGAUUUGAGCUUCGUGCCUAUGGUGAACCGUUACCUGACGUCACAGGGCACACAAGUGUCGCUUGACGGCUCCACCAAGAUGUCAGCCAUGUCACCACAGUCCAUCGCUUCUAUUUCGUCCCCCCCUCCGUCGCACACACCUACCCCCCAGCCCCAACAGAUGACGUCAGGGAUGCGACUCUCGGACUGAUCCCUUCUGCAUAUAGCUCUCGAUUGAAGUCCGUAGCCGCAAGUGCAAUAAGGCCAGGAGCAGCUACACACACUUAUUAUAUUAUAUUUAUUUAUACAUUAUGUAUGUAUGGUCGGCCGUCACUCGUUAACGGAUGGAGAGGAUCCCUCGGGCCGAGCACGUGUCGGGUUUAGUCAGUAGGGCUGCUACGUUUUACUUUAUUGCUUUAACCAACUUCUAAAAAGGUUUAGGUAUGUAUGUCAUAGAGUUGGAAUUGAAAAAUACUAUAAUGUGAUCUUUUUAUGUAUGUCUACGAAAUAAUGUCAAGGAUAUUCCAACUUAGUGGUUAACAAGUUUCAUGAAAAUCUGUUCAGUAGUUUUUAGAUAUGUCGAAAUUUGUUUUAUAUUCAUUGUUUGUAAUAAUAGGACAAACACUUCAUUGUUCUAUCACCAAUAGACAAACCUCUAUAGAAUAUUUGGUAAUUGAAAAAUAGAUAUUCUUAAUGUUAAUCUCGCUGAUAAGAAUGACAACGCAUGGUCACGUGACCAUGCCCCCUAGUAGUAGCAGCCCUAGUAGUCAGUAGUGUGGUAGCGGUACCGCCUGGUACGUAUUGUGAUCGUUUAUCCGCUGUGAUUUAUCUACCAUCACUCGUGGUGGGAAACAUGAAUCGUUACUUAAAGUUUCAUAGAUUGUAGGCCUAAAUUUUUGAUCUCAUAUUCUUAUUUGCUUAGUAAUAAUAUCUUUCGGAAUUGUUAAUGGUAAAUCCAGAAAUUCUAAAUUUGUGGUCACUCGCUUGUCAUCCCCUGUAACGUGCGACAAGUGCACAAUUGAUAUCUGACAGUUGACAGUUGACACUUGACAGGUACUCAAAUCACAGACAUUUUUUACUUAUACGAAUCGAGUUUUUCUUGUCUGCAAAUUGGAAUCUCUAAAAAAGCGGUGAAAAAGUAUUUUUGUAGGAAAACUUUAUGGGAAUAAUUUUGUAUUGGAAAUUGUGCACUUGUUACGCGUGUCGUACGUGUUAGAGUAGUGGAAUAAAUCUUAUUGCGAUGCUUUAACUUAGAUGUCUGUAAAUGAGUAAUUUUAUAGAACUGUUACUGAGAGGUCGAAUAUUUUGAUCGCUGGAGGCCGAUGGGCAUUUAAUGAACAGAAUUCAUAUGAAGAUAAUAAUUACGAGUACAAACGUUUGAACCCGCACUCAGGGGCAAUAAGAUGGAUUCACAAAAUUAUCUUUUAAUAUGAUGUUUAUUGGAGUAAUCCAGAGAAGUGCCUGUUGCAACAUAAAAUUGGCAAUAUUUUUUAAUAGUAUUUCGUUGGUAGGAGUCACGUACGGUGUUCACGGUCACUGUAGAGGCGUUAGAACCCGUGUUCUGUGUUCUCGAAGCUUCUCUUUGUGUGCCUUCUAGCAGUUAGCGCGGUUAGGCGAUAUACUCGACUCCGUUUCAUCGUUUCGCGUUCAUGCUCGAUCUCUUUUCCUUCCGUUCCCCGUCUCGGGACAGUCGGCGUAAUAGGGUUACGAAUAGUUGUAUAGCGGUAGUCUUCCAAUUCCUUGAGACGACGUGCAGUGUCCGCUGCGGGGGUUCCUUUGGGUUGCCAUUGUAAUAUCAAAGAUAGAUUGGUGCCAUUUCGAUGUACAUGCGGUAGGCGUAAGUGUAUAGUUAAGUUCGCCGGUCAGGGUAGAGCAGAAAUAAAAUAUCGUAUCUCCACGAAUCUCGGUUCCCGCCGCUUUCGGUCGGCGAUGCGAUGUUUUAUUUCCGUGUUGUGUCCAAGUGAAGGUCAAAAUUGUAAAUAUUCGUAGGGUUUAUUUAUUCGAUUGUCGUGGGAGUGAUGAAUCAAAAUUUUAUUGUGAAAAAUUAAGUUUUCGUAGAAUCGUAGUUCUACGAGCCUAGGUCGAACUGAAGCUAUAAUAAUGGAAGUAAUCGUAGAGUAUUAGGUCAGAAGUAUACUUUCGUAUUUAAAGAUCGAAAUUUCCUCGUAGAGAUACAUAAUAAUAAAUAUAUACAUGCGAAUGUUGUUUGAUAGUCCUAAAUAUUUUUUUAUUUUGAUAGUUCUGUAUUUUGAAACACGAGAAAAUAAGCCAAUAUCAUUUAUCAUUUAUAAAUAAAUACUAAAUAUUGAUAUGUAUGUACUUUAGACUAACUUACGUAUGCAUUUAGUCGCCCAGGUGAAAGUAAUAGAGAUAACAUCCAAAAUAAUUUACCGAGUCUUUUCUAAAAUAACGUCUUUAUUAAGUUUUUACCAAGCCAUUGAGAACAGUAUUAUUUAGAGAAACUAGAUGUUCCAUAAUUCGGAUAGUGUUUAUCUAUCCUCUACCAACUUAGUGAUCACCAAUGAAGAAUAUUAUUUACCUACGAUAUAUAUUUAGCGGCAGCAUCGGGAGCUCUGAGCGAUGUUGUGAAACCAUAGUUUACGUGAAUGGAAUAGAGACACCAACAUAGUGAACUAGUACAUAAAGUAUAUACUUAUAAAUGUAUAUUAUCGUGUGUCCGCUCCCCGACGCUCCGCAAGGAUGGCACUCCUAUCUUAGAUUUAGUAAUAUAUUUUUGUUAUAUGUUCUUGUCUUUAUCGUGGUUGUUUUUAUUAUUGCUUCGCUGCGGUGUCACCCUGGCCGAGUCGGGAGGGAGGCGGAGUAUAGAGAGCGGUCCUUCUUCGUUACGACAUGUAACUCUAUAUUUACAACCCUUACUUGUGUAUCGAAAGGGAGAGAUAUAUAUCGUAAGACGAGGGCCCUACUAACAGUUAGGAUGCACAAAUUUCACGAUGAUCCACAAAAGAUAUUUUUGCAGGCGAUUCUUUAUCGGGUCGGGAAUGUGUGCGUCUUCGCUGCCCCAACUAUUUUACAUACAAUACGAUGUUAGUUACUAAACUAGAGUGUAAUCGAAAUAUUUUUCAUUUACGUAAUGGUCAAAGUUGUCUUAGUUGUAUUUCCUACUUAUUUCCAACCGUAGAAAAGACUGAGUCGAUAUGGAUCCACAGUUUACACCGAGAAUACUCAAUGGGAGAAUUGGCAGAAGUUUAUAGGUUUGUUAUGUUUUGUUAAUAUCGGAGCGGUUGUGGUGUUGGACCAACCAGUUUCUUUGUAAAUCAUAAAAUUUUGUUAGGAAAUCGUACAUAUCUUAGCCGUUGAUGAUAAAUGUAUACCUAUAUCGGUUCGAGGCAGCGCUGGCCCUUCAAAAUCGGGUCGGUUCACCUCCAUGUGCCGGUUUAUUGAGCAACAGUGAGCCUUGUGUAAUCAUUAUGACUAAGGUACAUAAAUAUUUAGUUCUAUAGUACGUUAGAUUUACGCGAAUAUCUGCUUUGUCAACUUAUUGCGUUGCUUACAUUAUAAUCAUACGGAGUACAGCCUAAGGAUUUUAACGUUUUUUUAUAUACUGAGAGCUAUUUCUAAGUCGCUGAUUUUGUACUAUUUAUAGUUGUAUAAAAAUUAUAUCGGCUGUAAGCCAAAUUGAAGUUUUGGAGUGUUUUACAUACCUACUUUUAAUUCCUAUUUUAUUAAAAUUCACAACAAACAUCAUGGCAUGAUGCUUUUUCGCGGUCAUUUAGCGAUAGCUCUACAGAGUUUUAUUGACCAAUAUUUUUAACUGCAACUGUUUUUCUUUUAUUGUUAAAAUUUUUAGGCUAGUUAUAUUUUAUGACAUAAGUUAGGUUUGUUAACUGGUGUAUUACAUUGCACGUUAUUAUGCCUUUACAGCCUCAUUUUCAUAUUUAUUCUUAUUAAUUCUUGUAAGUACUCUGUUUCUAUUUGAUUUGAGUUUAUUUUGAUGAUACCCGAAAUGUACUAUUUAGAAUAUUACUAGUUCAGUCAUUUUAUACUUUUAUAAGUAGCAUUUUUAUAUUAAUUGCAACCGCAAGGUUUCCUUUUGACAUAUAUAUUUUACGUUGCCUCUUGGGACUGAAUUAUUUUAUAUUGAAGUUACAUUUUAGGUAUUAUCGUUUACAUAUGUUAUUUUAUACAUAUUCUUAUACAAAUUAUUAUUUAACGUUGAUUCUUUGAGAGUAUACCAUUACAAUUAAUGUAAAGAGGCUGUAAGGGAUACUAUGUAGUCAGCAUUAUGUAUAUGCUUUAAUGUGAUUUUUUAAAUGUACUCUUUAUUAUUAUUAGAAUCAUCAAUCAAUAUAAUUAGCGAACUAACAAAGCGAUUUUUAAUAAAUUUUUCAUUUCAUAGUGAUUUAUAUUUAGAUCAAAAUAAAUACAGAGUUUAUUUAAUUUUAUGAAAAGUAUACAUUGUAAAAUUAUUCGAUAGCGCUCGGUAUGUCGGGCCCUUAUUAAAAAAGAAAUUAUAUGAAUGCAAAAUAACGAGUCACGAUUCUUUUAGAAGUCGCCAUGUAGUGGAGAAAAAUAAACGUGCCAUGAUAUUUGUGGCUAAA